Molecule: messenger RNA, 1297 nt
Organism: Scheffersomyces coipomensis
Lineage: Eukaryota; Fungi; Ascomycota; Pichiomycetes; Serinales; Debaryomycetaceae
Product: mitochondrial 37S ribosomal protein PET123
Exons: 1
Coding region: 175-1116 (313 amino acids)
Source: RefSeq, a predicted model, not a curated record
UGUUGCAAAACGUAUAUUUAUACUUCUUUUUGAGAGGUCGUGUGCCAAUUUCAAAUCUACAAUUUUUUUUUGAAUUUUUUUUUUUUCAAUUUGACCUGAACAGAUAAAUUUUCAAUUUUGAUAAAAACUAUAGUGUAUAAGUAUUACUUUAAGACCAAGAACAUUGAAUUAACCAUGGGUAAAGGAGUACUUAAGUACGGUGGUAAAUCAGGUAUUUUGCCUAAGAUACGUCCUGUGUUCAAACAUAAUCCUAUUAGAUCCAAGACACCUAGUGAAAUACAACAAGAAUCGCAAAUUGAACAAGGUUAUGCUAAGGAUGUACCAUUACCUCAAAAUAAAGGGAAUAGAAGAAAUUUGACAUUCCAUCGUGUUCAACCUCCUAAGGAAAUCAUAACUGUUGAGCAAAGAAUUAAAAAUACUAUUGAAAAUAGAAUACCACAAAAUAUUGAUGAAAGUAAAUUAAAUAAUGAUGAAAAAUGGGUAUUAAAAAGAGAUGAAAUUCGUCGUGAAUUCUUAAGAGAAGCAUAUUUAACUGAAGCUAAGAGAUUAGAAAAGUUAGAUAAACUUAAAGAAAAUCAAUUGAAAAAGCAAAAGGAAGCUGAACAAAAUCAUUUAAAUAAACAUCAAGAAUCUGAAGCUGUUAAAUUAACUAUUCCAACCAUUGAAUCAUAUUUAAAAGGUCCAAUCAUGAGACAAAGAACUCCAGAAGAAACUUUAAUCAAAAAUGAACAAAGAUUAUUAAAUAGAAAAACUAAAGAAUUAGAAGAACAACUGAAAAAGGCUACUCAAUUAUUAGAUUUAUAUCAUUCAGCCUCAAAUUUCAUAACUACUGAAGAAGAAUUAGAAGCUGCUAUAACUGAAGCCUUUGAAGUAAGAGUCACUGAUUAUGAUCGUAGUCUUGAUCAUGUUAAGAACAAACUUAAUAGUACUGUUUCAUUUGCUUAUAAUUCAGAAUAUAAUAGAGGUUUGAUUGAAGAUAAAGCUUUAGGUGAAUUGAAUGGUAAACCUGGUUUGGAAACCGUUAAGGAUGUCUUAAGUGGUGAAGCUGAAAAGAUAAAACGUCAAGCUGAAAUCGCUGCUAAUGAAGCUACCUCAAGUCUUCCUCAACAAUCAUAAAAUGGUUUUUAAUCAUUUUCUUCCGCAUGUUAAAUAAACUAUAUUAUAAUUGUACAUAGAAUAAAUAAACACUCCUGUUUAAAUAUAAAUCUGAUUAAUGUAGACUGCUCUUUACUUGUAAAGAUAACUCGUUAUACCAUUCAAGUCCUAAUAAUCUAAGUAAUUUAAACAUUAUAGUAAU